AUGAAGCCCCUUGGCGCCAUCGCGGCCAGUGGUGGCUUUGGUUGCCGCCUGACCCAGCUCGUCGAGCUUAUCAGCGAGCGCGGCACUAAUGGUAUCGAACGCUACGAACAAACUUUUGGUGGUGCCAAGGGCUUGGCUGAUAAGGUCAAGUCGGACCUUGAUCGUGGUAUUUCUGGCACGGAAGAAGACCUUGCCAACCGCGCACAUGUCUUUGGCGCCAACAAGACCCCUGAUGUGGACGCCAAGACACUUCUUGAACUCAUGUGGGAAGCCGCCCAAGACCCCAUUCUGCUGGUCCUUGGUAUCGCCGCCAUCAUCUCCCUCAUCCUCGGCAUUGAAGUCGAGGGCCAUGCCGACACGGGCUGGAUCGAGGGCUGUGCCAUCCUUGUCUCCAUCGCCGUCGUCGUCAUGGUUUCUGCCAUCAACGAUCUUCAAAAGGAAAAGCAGUUUCGCGAACUCCUCGAAAAGCAGUCGUCAACCCAGAUGGCAGACGUCAUCCGCAACGGUCAACAGCAACGUGUCAACUACCAAGAUCUCGUCGUCGGCGACAUUGUCCUCGUCAACGCUGGUCUCAUCCUACCCGCCGAUGGCGUUCUCUUCCGCGCCAACAAUAUCAAAUGUGACGAGUCGGCCCUCACCGGCGAAUCACACGAUAUUGAGAAGACGCUCGAGGAGAACCCUUGGCUCCUGUCAGGCACGAGCGUCAAGCAGGGCUCGGGAGCAAUGAUCAUCACCUGCGUCGGUCUUUUCUCGGAAGAAGGCAUCAUCCAGAAACUCAUUACGGGUGUCGGCGAGGAAGAGUCGGAACGCCUUCUUGCCCUCGACAAGGAGGGCGAUGAGCAAGAAAAGCUGGAGCGAGCCGAAGAGAAAAAAUCCAAGAAGCGCGUAAGUUGUUUCGUCGAAUCCAUUCUGCAAGCCAAGCUGGAACGCAUGGCGCUGCAGAUUGGCUACGGCGUUACUUUCAUGUCCAUCCUCACGCUCAUCGUCCUCAUUCUCUCCUUCUCCAUUCAGCACUUUGGCGUUGACAACCACGACUACGAAGCCAGCGUCUGGUCCGAAUACGUCGAGUUUGUCACCGUAGCCAUUGUUGUCCUGGUGGUCGGUAUCCCUGAAGGUCUGCCUUUGGCCGUUACCAUCUCCCUGGCCUACUCUGUCAAGAAGAUGAUGAACGACAACAACCUCGUCCGCGUUCUCGCCUCGUGCGAGACCAUGGGCAAUGCCACCACCAUCUGCUCUGAUAAGACGGGUACUCUUACCACCAACCGCAUGACUGUGGUCAAGUCGUGGAUGGCCGGUCGCGUUUAUGACGGCUCCACUGAGGUCAAGGGCCUGCCCCAGGAUCUGCUGGCUCGUUUGCAGGCCGGUAUCGCCCUCAACAGUGACCGCGCCUCCAACUACUACAUUGACGAGGAGUCUGGGCUUCCUGUGCAAGAGAACAACAAGACCGAGUGCGCUUGCCUCAAGUUUGGCGAUGACAUUGCGGCUCGCAAGUACACUGAAAUUCGCAAGGACAACCCCGUUGAUAGCUACGUCAAGGUUUACCCCUUUGACUCGGCCACCAAGCGCAUGGAGACCAUUGUUCGCUUGCCCAAUGGCAAGUACCGCAUGUUUGUCAAGGGUGCCUCUGAGAUUAUCCUCAAGUAUGCCACCGCCUACGACGCUGGAAACGAGAGCACGACCCCGCUGACUGCGGCUGACCGCGAGGGCCUCGAGCAAAACGUCAUUAUUCGCUUUGCCGAACAAGCCCUGCGUGUGAUUUGCAUCGCUUACAAGGAUUUUGACGACGCGCAAGACUGGGACCAGGAAGAAGCUUUGCUCUCUGACCUGGUCAUUUCCGCUUUUGUGGGUAUCCAAGACCCCGUUCGCCCCGAAGUGCCCGAUGCCGUUACCACUUGCCGCCGCGCCGGCGUUACCGUCCGCAUGGUCACGGGUGAUAACAUGAUCACAGCUCGUGCCAUUGCCAUCAACUGUGGCAUCAUCACUGAGGAGGAAGACGGCGACGGCGUCGUCAUGGAGGGCCCUGACUUUCGUCGUCGCGUCGUCCGGGAUGACGGCUCACUCGACUUUGACGAGAUUAACCGCAUUGCGCCCAAGCUCCGCGUCAUGGGCCGCUGCUCUCCCUCGGACAAGUUCAACCUGGUCAAGGGUCUCAUCAAGGCCGGUGAGGUGGUGGCCGUGACCGGUGACGGUACGAACGAUGGUCCCGCGCUCUCGGAGGCUGAUGUUGGCUUCUCCAUGGGUAUUGCCGGCACGGACGUGGCUCGCCAGGCCUCGGACAUUGUUAUCACUGAUGACAACUUCAGCUCGAUCGUCAAGGCCAUCUCUUGGGGCCGCAAUGUCUACGAUGGUAUCUCCAAGUUUCUGGUCUUCCAGCUCACGGUGAACGUUGUGGCCAUUCUCGUGGCUUUCAUCGGAGCCUGUGCCAUCCGCGAAUCACCCCUCCGUGCUGUGCAGCUGCUCUGGGUCAACCUGAUUAUGGAUGUGUUUGCUGCCCUUGCCCUGGCCACGGAGCCUCCCACUCCCGAGCUCCUCGAUCGCGCCCCUUACGGCCGCAACAAGCCUCUUUUGUCGCGCAUCAUGCUGCGCCAGAUUUUUGGUCACUCCUUCUACCAGCUCGUUGUACUCCUCCUACUCAUCUUCUAUGGUGAUAAGAUGUUCAACAUUCAGAGUGGCCGUCGCUAUGACCUCACGGAGCAGCAAAAGGACGACCAGAUUCUGACACAGCACUAUUCGAUGGUUUUCAACACCUUUGUGUGGAUGCAGAUCUUCAAUGAGAUCAACGCCCGCGUGGUGGACGACAAUCUGAACAUGCCAGGCAUGCCACGUAUCGUGGGCAACUUCUAUCGUCCCUUCCGCGGUUUCUUCUCCAACCCCAUUUUUGUGGGUGUCAUUGUGGGUACCGCCGUGGUGCAGGUGCUAAUUGUGGAAUUUGGUGGUCGUGCCAUUGAGACCGAGCCUCUUGAUGCCGACAUCUGGGGUGCCUGCAUUGGUUUUGGCGCGGGCUCACUCGUGUGGAACUGGCUGGAACCGGGGGCAUAUGCUGAUCUGAGCCCAGACCGUGCAGCGGAGAUUGAAGAGGAGCAGCGAGGCACGACGCCCGAGCUGCCCCCUGCUGGCCUGGACGCGCCCACGACCCCCAAAACAGCGCGUGUUGAGCGCUCCAACACAGUGUCCUCACAGCGCGGGGCUGAGCCGGCCACGAGCACCAGCGUUCUCUGGUCGCGAGUCGGCCGUCGCGUUCGCCGUCAUAUCCGUGUGAUUGGUGCGUUCCGCACGGCUGGCCAAAUUGCGCGCUUGCGUCGCCGCACUGCCCAGCUGGCCACCCAUGCCAUUGGCGGACCCGAGGCCCGCGCGCCGCGUCGCGCCUCAGAACAGGCCAGCCUUGAACAAAAGGGUCAUUCAGUGGCCACGCCAGCUAGCGCCAUGUGGCGCACGGCCGUGGCGCGCGUCCGGUUCCAACUCCGCGUCGUCCGUGCCUUCAAGAAUGGCGUAGUGAAUGAGGUGGCCAACCCAGCCAUCAAUGCUGAUCAGGCUGCCACCACCACCCUGACGCUGUCCUCGAAUAGCCAGGCCCGUGGACGCGAGGACCCAGAGCAGCUGCCCCAACAAACACUUGAUCUGCCUGCUCCCUUGGAAAAGUAA
This is a messenger RNA of Monosiga brevicollis MX1, 3642 nucleotides long. RefSeq lists its product as uncharacterized. Gene Ontology annotation, cellular component: membrane; intracellular membrane-bounded organelle. Gene Ontology annotation, biological process: intracellular calcium ion homeostasis; calcium ion transmembrane transport. Gene Ontology annotation, molecular function: P-type calcium transporter activity; ATP binding; ATP hydrolysis activity. The coding region runs from base 1 to 3642 and encodes 1213 amino acids. The record is from RefSeq and is a predicted model, not a curated record. The transcript has 5 exons. Lineage: Eukaryota; Choanoflagellata; Craspedida; Salpingoecidae.